Microcebus murinus (gray mouse lemur) is the source of this 1151-nucleotide messenger RNA. It is a transcript of the gene MINAR2, whose product is annotated as membrane integral NOTCH2 associated receptor 2. NCBI's taxonomy places the organism in Eukaryota, Metazoa, Chordata, Mammalia, Primates, Cheirogaleidae. The record is from RefSeq and is a predicted model, not a curated record.
UGGCGUGAGCGCAGACUCGCCCUGCGGCGGGUGAGGGAGAGACGCUGGCAGGCCCAGAGCUGGCGUGAGCGCAGGCUCGCCCUGCGGCGGGUGAGGGAGAGACGCUGGCAGGCCCAGAGCUGGCGUGAGCGCAGACUCGCCCUGUGGCGGGCGGGGAAGCAGUGGAGAAAGAGAGGACAGAGUUUGAUUUGCUGAUGUUUGCUAUGUUGGCCACCACAGGGACAGCGGUGAAGGGAGACAUGGAUCUCUCUGUUUUGCCAAAUAACAACCAUCCUGACAAAUUCCUGCAGCUUGACGUGAAGUCUUUAAUGAGUUCAGCUCUCCUUCAGGCCAGCCUGGCGCAGUUUCCGGGUGGAAAUUAUCCGGCUGCACAACACUGGCAAAACCUCGUCUACUCACAGAGAGAAAAGAAGAACACUGCUGCUCAGCGGCCCAGGGGGUCCGGUGCAGAGUGCCUUGCCGCGGCGGGCAGCCCCCCAUCAUCCGCAUUGUCAGUGACCAAGAACAACCCACUCUAUGGCGACGUGAGUCUGGAGGAAGCUAUGGAGGAGAGAAAAAAGAGCCCCUCGUGGACCAUUGAGGACUAUGAUAAACGUUCCCUGCACACCAACCUCUCUGGGCACCUAAAGGAAAAUCCUAAUGACCUACGGUUUUGGUUGGGAGACAUGUACACGCCGGGUUUUGACACUUUAUUGAAAAAGGAAAAGAAACAGGAGAAGCAAUCAAAAUUAUGUCGUCUGGGUCUGAUCUUCUUUGUCCUUACCUCCAUCGUGGUUACCAUAGUGACUAUUAGCACUCUUUUCACCUAAGGAAAUUGCCACACACAGAGCUACAUGGAAUUUCUUAAAAAUCUUUCUAGACAAACAUUUGUUUAGAAAACAUUGUUGACAAACAUUUGUUUAGAAAAACGUGCACCUGCACUGUGAAGGCAUUGUUGAUUGUACCAUUCAAUGUAGUUUCCUGUAGGAUGUGAGCGUUGCUUGUGAUAUGCGGGCUCCCUGCUUUGCUCUAUGAAAACUGUGUGAGAAUUCCAGCCUGACCUGUGUCCCUCAGACAGCAGGAAUUCUGGGGAUGGCAGUCACAGAGAAGUCACCCUAUACAACCCAAAUUAAAUAUCGUGAUAGAGAGUAAAAGAGUGUCCACAAUUGUUA